This is a messenger RNA of Oncorhynchus kisutch (coho salmon), 4482 nucleotides long. RefSeq names its product rab11 family-interacting protein 3-like. NCBI's taxonomy places the organism in Eukaryota, Metazoa, Chordata, Actinopteri, Salmoniformes, Salmonidae. The transcript is spliced from 2 exons. The record is from RefSeq and is a predicted model, not a curated record. The coding region runs from base 26 to 1516 and encodes 496 amino acids.
UUAUGAGAAGAGAGGAGAAGAACGUAUGAGUCCAAUGUUUUUACCUAAUCAACCACUCUGCUACGUUCACCUUUUAAAACAACCAAGAGAUUAUGAGAAGAGAGGAGAAGAACGUAUGAGUCCAAUGUUUUUACCUAAUCAACCACUCUGCUACGUUCACCUUUUAAAACAACCAAGAGAUUAUGAGAAGAGAGGAGAAGAACGUAUGAGUCCAAUGUUUUUACCUAAUCAACCACUCUGCUACGUUCACCUUUUAAAACAACCAAGAGAUUAUGAGAAGAGAGGAGAAGAACAUAUGAGUCCAUGGUUUUUACCUAAUCAACCACUCUGCUACGUUCACCUUUUAAAACAACCAAGAGAUUAUGAGAAGAGAGGAGAAGAACGUAUGAGUCCAAUGUUUUUACCUAAUCAACCACUCUGCUACGUUCACCUUUUAAAACAACCAAGAGAUUAUGAGAAGAGAGGAGAAGAACGUAUGAGUCCAUGGUUUUUACCUAAUCAACCACUCUGCUACGUUCACCUUUUAAAACAACCAAGAGAUUAUGAGAAGAGAGGAGAAGAACGUAUGAGUCCAAUGUUUUUACCUAAUCAACCACUCUGCUACGUUCACCUUUUAAAACAACCAAGAGAUUAUGAGAAGAGAGGAGAAGAACGUAUGAGUCCAUGGUUUUUACCUAAUCAACCACUCUGCUACGUUCACCUUUUAAAACAACCAAGAGAUUAUGAGAAGAGAGGAGAAGAACGUAUGAGUCCAAUGUUUUUACCUAAUCAACCACUCUGCUACGUUCACCUUUUAAAACAACCAAGAGAUUAUGAGAAGAGAGGAGAAGAACGUAUGAGUCCAUGGUUUUUACCUAAUCAACCACUCUGCUACGUUCACCUUUUAAAACAACCAAGAGAUUAUGAGAAGAGAGGAGAAGAACGUAUGAGUCCAUGGUUUUUACCUAAUCAACCACUCUGCUACGUUCACCUUUUAAAACAACCAAGAGAUUAUGAGAAGAGAGGAGAAGAACGUAUGAGUCCAAUGUUUUUACCUAAUCAACCACUCUGCUACGUUCACCUUUUAAAACAACCAAGAGAUUAUGAGAAGAGAGGAGAAGAACGUAUGAGUCCAAUGUUUUUACCUAAUCAACCACUCUGCUACGUUCACCUUUUAAAACAACCAAGAGAUUAUGAGAAGAGAGGAGAAGAACGUAUGAGUCCAUGGUUUUUACCUAAUCAACCACUCUGCUACGUUCACCUUUUAAAACAACCAAGAGAUUAUGAGAAGAGAGGAGAAGAACGUAUGAGUCCAAUGUUUUUACCUAAUCAACCACUCUGCUACGUUCACCUUUUAAAACAACCAAGAGAUUAUGAGAAGAGAGGAGAAGAACGUAUGAGUCCAAUGUUUUUACCUAAUCAACCACUCUGCUACGUUCACCUUUUAAAACAACCAAGAGAUUAUGAGAAGAGAGGAGAAGAACAUAUGAGUCCAUGGUUUUACCUAAUCAACCACUCUGCUACGUUCACCUUUUAAAACAACCAAGAGAUUAUGAGAAGAGAGGAGAAGAACGUAUGAGUCCAUGGUUUUACCUAAUCAACCACUCUGCUACGUUCACCUUUUAAAACAACCAAGAGAUUAUGAGAAGAGAGGAGAAGAACGUAUGAGUCCAUGGUUUUACCUAAUCAACCACUCUGCUACGUUCACCUUUUAAAACAACCAAGAGAUUAUGAGAAGAGAGGAGAAGAACGUAUGAGUCCAUGGUUUUACCUAAUCAACCACUCUGCUACGUUCACCUUUUAAAACAACCAAGAGAUUAUGAGAAGAGAGGAGAAGAACGUAUGAGUCCAUGGUUUUACCUAAUCAACCACUCUGCUACGUUCACCUUUUAAAACAACCAAGAGAUUAUGAGAAGAGAGGAGAAGAACGUAUGAGUCCAAUGUUUUUACCUAAUCAACCACUCUGCUACGUUCACCUUUUAAAACAACCAAGAGAUUAUGAGAAGAGAGGAGAAGAACGUAUGAGUCCAAUGUUUUUACCUAAUCAACCACUCUGCUACGUUCACCUUUUAAAACAACCAAGAGAUUAUGAGAAGAGAGGAGAAGAACGUAUGAGUCCAUGGUUUUACCUAAUCAACCACUCUGCUACGUUCACCUUUUAAAACAACCAAGAGAUUAUGAGAAGAGAGGAGAAGAACGUAUGAGUCCAUGUUUUUACCUAAUCAACCACUCUGCUACGUUCACCUUUUAAAACAACCAAGAGAUUAUGAGAAGAGAGGAGAAGAACGUAUGAGUCCAUGGUUUUUACCUAAUCAACCACUCUGCUACGUUCACCUUUUAAAACAACCAAGAGAUUAUGAGAAGAGAGGAGAAGAACGUAUGAGUCCAAUGUUUUUACCUAAUCAACCACUCUGCUACGUUCACCUUUUAAAACAACCAAGAGAUUAUGAGAAGAGAGGAGAAGAACGUAUGAGUCCAUGGUUUUACCUAAUCAACCACUCUGCUACGUUCACCUUUUAAAACAACCAAGAGAUUAUGAGAAGAGAGGAGAAGAACGUAUGAGUCCAAUGUUUUUACCUAAUCAACCACUCUGCUACGUUCACCUUUUAAAACAACCAAGAGAUUAUGAGAAGAGAGGAGAAGAACGUAUGAGUCCAAUGUUUUUACCUAAUCAACCACUCUGCUACGUUCACCUUUUAAAACAACCAAGAGAUUAUGAGAAGAGAGGAGAAGAACGUAUGAGUCCAAUGUUUUUACCUAAUCAACCACUCUGCUACGUUCACCUUUUAAAACAACCAAGAGAUUAUGAGAAGAGAGGAGAAGAACGUAUGAGUCCAUGGUUUUACCUAAUCAACCACUCUGCUACGUUCACCUUUUAAAACAACCAAGAGAUUAUGAGAAGAGAGGAGAAGAACGUAUGAGUCCAUGGUUUUACCUAAUCAACCACUCUGCUACGUUCACCUUUUAAAACAACCAAGAGAUUAUGAGAAGAGAGGAGAAGAACGUAUGAGUCCAUGGUUUUACCUAAUCAACCACUCUGCUACGUUCACCUUUUAAAACAACCAAGAGAUUAUGAGAAGAGAGGAGAAGAACGUAUGAGUCCAUGGUUUUACCUAAUCAACCACUCUGCUACGUUCACCUUUUAAAACAACCAAGAGAUUAUGAGAAGAGAGGAGAAGAACGUAUGAGUCCAUGGUUUUACCUAAUCAACCACUCUGCUACGUUCACCUUUUAAAACAACCAAGAGAUUAUGAGAAGAGAGGAGAAGAACAUAUGAGUCCAAUGUUUUUACCUAAUCAACCACUCUGCUACGUUCACCUUUUAAAACAACCAAGAGAUUAUGAGAAGAGAGGAGAAGAACGUAUGAGUCCAAUGUUUUUACCUAAUCAACCACUCUGCUACGUUCACCUUUUAAAACAACCAAGAGAUUAUGAGAAGAGAGGAGAAGAACGUAUGAGUCCAUGGUUUUUCCAAAUCAACCACUCUGCUACGUUCACCUUUUAAAACAACCAAGAGAUUAUGAGAAGAGAGGAGAAGAACGUAUGAGUCCAUGGUUUUACCUAAUCAACCACUCUGCUACGUUCACCUUUUAAAACAACCAAGAGAUUAUGAGAAGAGAGGAGAAGAACGUAUGAGUCCAUGGUUUUACCUAAUCAACCACUCUGCUACGUUCACCUUUUAAAACAACCAAGAGAUUAUGAGAAGAGAGGAGAAGAACGUAUGAGUCCAUGGUUUUUCCAAAUGACUAAAUCCAAACAGACUUCCCUGUAUCAGUUAGUGAUAGAUUAACAAACCAUGUGUGUUAUUGAAAUGGCUUGUGGGAAUGUAAACGCACACUUACACAUCGAGGUCUGUGACGUCACGGCCCGGCCACGUCCCAUUCAGAGACAUAUGAAGUCGUCGUCGUCGUCGUCCCCCCGGCUACGUCUCAUUCAGAGACCUAUGAAGUCUCCCCCCCCCUGCCACGUCCCAUUCAGAGACAUAUGAAGUCAUGCCCCGGCCACGUCCCAUUCAGAGACAUAUGAAGUCAUGCCCCGGCCACGUCCCAUUCAGAGACAUAUGAAGUCACGCCCCAUUCAUGAACCACUUUCCCACAGUACAAGGUGAAUAGUUGAGUACAGUUCACUUGGCCUCAGUCACCCAUCUCGCUGGCUUUCAUCCAAAGUCCUUAACCACUUCCCUCUAUCCCCUAUGCACUUGUGGAGAGCUGAUAUGCCCAGUGUACAAGUGUUUAAGGGCAGAGACAAGGCAGCCAUGUUUCAUAAUGGAAUGCAGCCAGAGGCCAUUUCAGCCUGAUGCUGUUCUCUAGGGGUUUGUAGUCUUUCUAGUCUUUUCAGUUGUAGUUCUUAUCCUGGCUGUUACAAUGUUAAGAAUCACUUUCUGCUCAGACUUUGUACUGUGUGAAUGCUAUGCAGAGGGCUUCACCCCAAAACUACCUUCUACAUCAUUUUGAUACUGCUUUGAUUUUGUGUAUAAAUAUAGUGUUGCAGAAUCUUAUUGUCA